AUUCCGUGGUGGGUGGGGUGGGCCCUUCCCCGGAAGUAAGUCAGCUACGUCACAUGUUUUAAGAUGCGUUCGAGCUGAAUCAGCAUCGGGAUGAUGUGUGGUUGAAGCCCUGCAGUGUCUGGCCGGUCUACUUGCCACUUACUGUGUUUGGUUUUGGCAUGGAUGAAACGAGCCCCCUUCUCUCUCCCCAUCAGGAUUCGCCUAAUUAUAGUCAGCCCCCUGCCGACCCUGCGAUUCACCAGGGCGCGCUGAGGGGGCUGCCAGGGUCGGCGGUACGAAUUCCUCCCGGGAGCCCGGGAUGCAGCCAGGGGCGACAACCGGGGCUGGAGCGGGGUAGGGGGAGCACUCAGCGGGACUUCAAUUGCGACGAGUUCCUGGACGAUCCGGAGUUCAGGGAGAUCGUUAGAAAUGCAGAACGAGCAAUCGAGGAAGGGUUUUUCCCAGAAAGGAUCUACCAGGGAUCCAGCGGCAGCUAUUUCGUUAAAGAUUUACAGGGGAAGAUCGUCGGGGUGUUCAAGCCCAAGAACGAGGAGCCGUACGGCCAACUGAACCCCAAGUGGACCAAGUGGUUGCAGAAGCUAUGUUGUCCCUGUUGUUUCGGCCGGGACUGCCUGGUGCUGAACCAGGGCUACCUGUCGGAGGCUGGAGCCAGCCUGGUGGACCACAAGCUGGAACUCAACAUCGUUCCCAAGACUAAGGUUGUCUACUUGGCCAGUGAAACCUUCAACUACAGCGCCAUUGACCGAGUCAAAUCCCGCGGAAAGAAGCUGGCCCUGGAGAAAGUGCCAAAAGUGGGCCAGCGUUUUCACAGAAUCGGGCUUCCUCCCAAGGUGGGAUCAUUCCAGUUAUUUGUAGAAGGCUACAAAGAUGCAGAGUUUUGGCUUCGACGAUUUGAGGCAGAACCACUGCCGGAAAACACUAAUCGGCAGCUGCAGAUGCAGUUUGAGAGGCUUGUGGUCUUGGAUUACAUCAUCAGAAAUACAGAUCGAGGGAAUGACAAUUGGCUUAUAAAAUAUGACUGCCCUACGGACGCCGGAGCAAGCAGAGAUGCAGACUGGGUGAUGGUGAAGGAGCCCAUUAUCAAGCUGGUUGCCAUAGACAAUGGCCUGGCUUUUCCCCUCAAACACCCAGACUCCUGGAGAGCCUAUCCAUUUUACUGGGCUUGGCUGCCACAGGCUAACGUUUCCUUCUCGCAGGAGAUCAAGGACUUGGUCCUGCCCAGGCUUUCUGACCCAAAGUUUGUCAAAGACCUCGAGGAGGACUUGUAUGAAUUGUUUAAGAGAGACCCCGGGUUCGACAGAGGGCAGUUCCACAAACAGGUGGCAGUGAUGAGAGGACAGAUCCUCAACCUCAGCCAGGCGCUGAAGUACAGGAAGACGCCGCUGGAGCUGGUCCAGAUGCCGCCGGUGCUGGUGGAGACGGUGCGGAACAGUCAGCGGUCCAACAGCGAGUCUUACACACAGAGCUUUCAGAGCCGCAGGCCCUUCUUCACCUGGUGGUAGAACUGGGGGCUGACAGGGAGGGGGGG
This is a messenger RNA of Brienomyrus brachyistius, 1528 nucleotides long. RefSeq names its product phosphatidylinositol 4-kinase type 2 alpha (gene pi4k2a). Bases 159 to 1502 code for a protein of 447 amino acids. Gene Ontology annotation, cellular component: plasma membrane; lysosomal membrane; trans-Golgi network. The transcript has 9 exons. The record is from RefSeq and is a predicted model, not a curated record. Gene Ontology annotation, biological process: endosome organization; Golgi organization; phosphatidylinositol phosphate biosynthetic process. Gene Ontology annotation, molecular function: 1-phosphatidylinositol 4-kinase activity. NCBI's taxonomy places the organism in Eukaryota, Metazoa, Chordata, Actinopteri, Osteoglossiformes, Mormyridae.